GUUAGUGUUGCUGUAUGUAGAUGUAACCCAACACUGGCUCCAUUCCAGCACACCCAAAACAGCUGAUCUGGAAGAAGCCUUACUUAAUCCAACAUGUGUUUUCUGGAAAUAUCCCAAAGUACCGAUAGCGUCCAGCUUCCAAGUCACACAUCCUUUGCUGCUCCAUAUUACACUGCCUCUGCAAAUACAGCUGAGACCAGCUGUUUCCAGCCCGGUCUAUUUACGGACAACUUUUCAUACGAGCAGAUGAUGUGCAAUGCUUUGGAAAACCAACAGAUUGUGGAUAUGCUCCUGCAACCAGACAACUGCACUUCAAGCGCAUUGUAUCCUAAUCCAAUCUCCCAGCACAGCUCCUAUGGAAACUACCAGCCAGGAGCUGAACAUUACAACUCUGCAAUGGCACCCAGUUAUCUGUCAGACUCGUCAGAUGUGUCCAGCCCGGUGGAUUACAACAAUUAUUCACCUCCGCAAUGUUACUCAUCAGCAUCGUCGAGUUACGGCUCUCCCACCCACGUGGACCCGCGGCACUGCGGCUCCAUCUCGGAAGAUUGCCCCUCUCACCACUGCUCGCUUCCAUACGACUGCUGCUUGUCUCAGGCUCCCAGUCCCCAAGCCCACAUGAACCAGCUUCCCGAGUACAUCCCAUACCCCUCGUCCAACUGCUUAUAUCCCUCCGCCAUGACAGAAGAGAGCUUUAUUAGGAGAGAACCGAACAACUGGGACAUGUGUUACCUUUAAAUCUGUUAAAUAUGGGUAACAUUUGCAUGGCUGUGUUCGUACCUGUACAGCCAAUAGAAAUCAAGACUGUCGGGAAUAAUUACGCCGUGUUUGGAGUGCUGAUGUAAUGAACGCGGUUUAAGAGUUGCCCUAGUACACUAUGAACCGCGUGUCCGCAUUGAAGUGAAUGGAUCAUGACCGCUGAGCAAAUGUUGCGUUUUUAUGUCGUUUUUUUUUUUUUUUUUUAAUCUUGUGUAUUUUGAAUUUUGAA
This is a messenger RNA of Polyodon spathula (Mississippi paddlefish), 988 nucleotides long. It is a transcript of the gene pou2af3, whose product is annotated as lnc RNA pou2af1. Gene Ontology annotation, cellular component: cytoplasm. NCBI's taxonomy places the organism in Eukaryota, Metazoa, Chordata, Actinopteri, Acipenseriformes, Polyodontidae. The transcript has 4 exons. The record is from RefSeq and is a predicted model, not a curated record. The coding region runs from base 94 to 738 and encodes 214 amino acids.